AUUUAAAAGAUAUUUUGGCCGGUGUUAAGUAAAAAAGACCCAAUUUUUUAAGGAGAGAAAAAAAAGAUUUUUGGGUUUGGGUUAAACCAUUAAUUAAUUAAAUACAUAGUUUUUUUUUUUAUAUUAUAUUCAAUCAAUUUUUAUUUUAUUUUUUUUUUUUUUAGGUUGCGUUAUAUAUAACUAUAUAUUAACCCAAUAACAUUUUAAAAAAAAGAAUAAAUAAUUAGCAAAAAAUUAUUAAAUAAUAAUAAUAUAAAAGAUAUAUUAAUAUUAUAUGUACAUUAAUAGCAGAAAUAAUAAUACUACAUAAUAGUGUAUUGUAUUUUAAAAAAUUUUCUUUUUUUUUUUUAACAUAAUAUUAUAAUUUUUAAUAAAAUUAAUAAUUAAUUAAAAAAUAAACAAUAACUAAUAAUUAAAAUUAGAUAGGUAAAAAAAAAAAAAUUCAAUAAUAAUAAUAAAAUUUUAAAUCAAUUAUAAAAUUUUUGUAAAUAGUUUUUUAAAUAAUAAAUAAUAAAUAUAAAUAAUAAAAUGACAAAAGAUAAUAAUAUCAAAUUAAAACAAUCAAAUAAUAGUAAUAAUAAAAUUAAAAAAUCAAAUAGUGGGAACAUUAAAAAAUCAUCAACCUCCGAUAAAUUAAAUAAAGUUAGUAAUAAUAGUAAUAUAUAUAAUGACGAUCUUCUAAUAGAGUUCUAUAAAGAUGAUAUUCCAUUCAGUAAACAGACAUUAAACAACCUUAGUUUACUCUUAAACAAUCAAACAACACGUCGUAUAUUCAUCCAAUUCUCUGAAAAAGAACAUUCACACAACCAUGUUCUCUUUUGGCAAGAGACAAAGGAGUUUAAAGAAAAAUUUAUUGAAAUAAAUCAAGAGCAAUUAUCAACACAACCAGAAACACAAAACCGUGAUAUAACGAUGAUGAAUAUAGAUGGUAAAACAUCUCAUUCACCUGCCAUGCCAUCAGUUACACCAAAUCAAACUGCAACUGGUGACUCUGAUACCCAAUCCAAUAAAAAUAAUAAUAACAAUAAUGGCGAACCAUCAACCCCACGUAAAAAUGGUGCUUCAUUAAAUGAUGAAGCCUCAUCAUCAUCAUCAACCUCACCAUCAACAACAUCACCACAAUCAACAACACCAACAAAUAAUAACAAUAAUAAUAAAUCACCAUCACAAACUAGAAAAAUUCAAUCAAGAAAGAGUCAAUUUCUUUCUGGUAAUCGUGUGUCCCGUGAGGCCACCCCUGAUGAUACCGACGAUGAUUCUGAAAAUGAAAUAGCUAUGAUGCAAAAAACUAACCUUAAAAACUGUCUAUAUAUUUUUGAUAAAUACCUCACCCCAUCAUCCGAGUUGGAAGUAAAUUUAGAUUUUAAGACAUUUAUAGAAAUAAAGAAGAAAAUUGACCAAAACCAAAUCACCGCGAAUAUUUUUGAAAAAUCACAAAAAGAAAUCCAAGAAGUUAUUGCCAAUGAUUCUUAUUUCCGUUAUAAAUCCUCAAAUACUUUCCGUUAUCUUUUAACUUGUGCUGAACAAUUUGAAAAAGAUAAUAGUUUAAUACCAUCAGGUGACAAACCAAAAUUAAAAUCAAGAAAAUCAAAAUUCUUUUGUAUGUAGUUUAUAUAAUAAAAAAUC
Messenger RNA from Dictyostelium purpureum, 1626 nucleotides. RefSeq lists its product as uncharacterized. Lineage: Eukaryota; Evosea; Eumycetozoa; Dictyosteliales; Dictyosteliaceae. The coding region runs from base 529 to 1608 and encodes 359 amino acids. The record is from RefSeq and is a predicted model, not a curated record. The transcript is spliced from 2 exons.